CGAUAUGCCCCGCAAUAUACCACCUAAUCCAGUUUGUUAUGAAGUGCCAGCGCCAUGUCUUGUACCCUUCAUUCUAGCGCUUGCAACAGAUGCUACGCCGAACGGCAUUGCAGAGCUUCAUGCAGCAAAAGCAGAGUUCAUGGAUCCAUACAGAAGCCUUUCAUUCAAACUCCGCGGGGAACGACGCCGCUCACAGCGGGGCUUUCACAGCUGGGAGCUUUUCAUCAAGCGACCACGCAAGGCCGCUCGUCGUGGGUAUGUCGAGCAGGAGCCAUAGACGGCAUGCCCGCAUGGACUCUGGACCAAAUUGCGGGACUAGUGUUUGGGGCUGUGAUGGUGGCAUUUGUGGCAGGCUCCCGCCAGGUGGACGUGUGGGUGGCUCGCGCGCAGCGGCGGCAGCUGGGGCUGUGUGAGGAGUGCGGCGGCGUGUACGAGCCCGGGAGCUGUGCUCAGGGCAACUGCCCAGCCAAGAAGCAACAGCGGCUGCUGUAGUAACAGCGGUAGCGGUGGGGAGCAGGAGAGAACCGCAGCGGUGGCAGGGAGUGCAGGGGCGGCUGCGGCUGUAGCAGUAGCAGUAGGGAUGGAGCCUUGCAGGAGGGCUGAAGUGAUUGCGUGAAAUGUGUAUUUGAGUAAUGUAUGGUGUGUAUAGCUAGGGCGACGGGAACGUUGUGCAACGGCCGUUUUGGCCUGAAGGAGGGAGGGGCCCAGCCAAGGCUGGGGGCAUUGAUUGUUCGCCCAUGACGGCUAUGAGACGAUAGGAGCGCGUGAGGAUAAACUAACUUUUCGGUACGUGUUGCAGCGAGGGGAAGCACGCAUGGUAAAGAAGUUGCGAAGAACACCCUUGCUGCCGCUCUUGUUAUGUGUCCGGGCUAGGGCCGCAGCGUACCGAACACCCUUGCUGCCGCUCUUGUUAUGUGUCCGGGCUAGGGCCGCUGGCCCACUUCCGCGGAGCCAUUGUUGAUAAUGCUGCACAAUGCCGGGCACUAAGAACCCCUGGAAGAGGUUUAUCGUGAGGUCGUUUCAGGCUUUGAGCUUUCACGACCGGUUUGUACGGACUACAGUAAGGCGUCCAUGAGGUACCGGAGUGGAAUAGUUGCAAGGAAUAAUGCUGAUUUCAUGGGCCAUUUAUUUACACGCUACUAGGGUUACAGGCGCAAAAGCGCGUUGACACGUCGGG
Astrephomene gubernaculifera is the source of this 1177-nucleotide messenger RNA. NCBI's taxonomy places the organism in Eukaryota, Viridiplantae, Chlorophyta, Chlorophyceae, Chlamydomonadales, Astrephomenaceae. The record is from the annotation of a GenBank genome assembly.